UCAUCAGGAAGGUCUAGCAGGUCUAGCAGGUCUAGCCAUUGAAGCCCGAGUCAGCCUCCGGCCUGGUCAAGCGGGCCAGACGGGUAUCCGGCCAGAUCGUCUUCAGCCCUCGCGUCCAGAUCGACUCGAAUCCCCAGCCCAGGCCAGGCCUCAGAGGUCAAACCGACGGAAACGCCCCCUUGAGAGCUAGGGCUGGGAAACGCCCUCGGUGGGUCAGGUGGAGGUGGCCGUGAAUGAGCAUGGUCUUGUACGAUCAUCCGCCGGAUGCGGCAGGCUCCGCCUUGCAGGUCCAAGUUCUGUACGAUUUCGAAGCCCAGCCCGACACGGGCGAAUUGUCCAUUGUGUGCGGCGAAGUGCUCACCGUCAUCCGCACCGAUGUCGGCGAAGGAUGGUGGGAAGGCAUGAACCCGUCCGGGGACACUGGACUCUUCCCCGAAGCUUAUGUUCGGGAAAUUACGGACGAUCCGGAUGACGGGGGUCCACCCUCCAUGGCUCCGCCGCCCCUACCGCCAGAUUAUUCUAGUCCGGGCUCGGACAACCACACGCAAAUGGGCUGGCAGGCGCCCGCAGCCAGUCACGCCGCUCCAGCUAGCACAGCCAAUAACGAUGAUUGGGGCAACGGGGCUUGGGGCGUGUCAGCCCAGCCCACGCCUGAUGCGGGGGCCGAUCCGUGGAGUCAACCGGCUGCCCCACCAGCGACUGCCCCUGUGGCCCCAACCCAGCCAUAUCAAAACAACCAGGCAUACGAUGAUGAUUGGGACAGCGAUUUUGAUGAGCCCUCGGCCUCGCACAACAAUAACCAGAUGCCUCCCCCCAACACUACGCCUGGGGGUGGGAUGUUGGGCGUGCCCAAGAACGCCCCUCAAACCGGCAGCAUGGGGGAUGUGAGCUCCAUUGGACGCUCGGACUCCAAGAAAGCAGGCACAGGAGCGGCUACAACUCGAACCAGCUUCAACCGAUUCUCGACAUUUGUGAAAUCUGGCGGCGAGAACUUUGUCCUCGGCAAAAUCAACGUCAAUGUGCAGGAAAAUGAUAUUAUUCAAGUUGUGGAUUCGGGGGAUGGUCGGUACUCUUGGCUGAAUGCACAACCACCCUUUUCGUGUUCGAUAGCCUCGCCCAAGAAAGAAUCAAAACUGAAAGGCUUAAAGAGCUUCAUAGCUUAUCAACUCACUCCUAGUUUCAACAAUAUCCAAGUCUCUCGUCGGUACAAACAUUUCGAUUGGCUUCAUGAACGACUCUCGGAGAAGUUCUCGUUCAUUCCGAUUCCUCCUUUACCAGACAAGCAGAUCCAAGGUCGUUAUGAAGACGAAUUCAUCGAGCAUCGACGGAAGCAACUCCAAAGCUUCGUGGACCGUGUGUGUCGUCACCCCAUUUUGUCUCAAAGCGAAGUUUGGCAGCAUUUCCUGACGUGCACGGACGAUAAGAAGUGGAAAGCGGGCAAACGAAAGGCCGAAAAGGACUCGUUAGUGGGUGGAGCCCUCUACUUGGCUGUACGGGGGCCCAACAAGCCCAUUGACCCGGCUCAUCUGGAGCGUGAAAUUAGCGUGUUUACCACGUUCUCGGCGAACAUGGAUGCCUCUGUCAAGAAUAUGGUUAAGGUGUGCUCGGAUCAGACACAAAAGUAUCAGACGCAUUUAAAACGAGAAUACAGCACGAUUGGAAAAAGCUUCACGCAAUUGGGCGAAUCCAUGCAAUUGAGUGGCGACAAUAAUGCGAAUAUCAAUCUCACAAAUGCUAUAACCAUGACUGGAGAGGCUUACGAGGAAAUCAGCGAGCUUUUCGAAGAACAACCCAAGAACGAUUGGGAGCGAUUUGGCGAUGUCAUGCACGACUAUCGAGGUCUCUUGGCUGGCUGGCCCAAUGUACUGCAAAUCCAUCAGGGUGCCGUGGGCAAGAAAAAAGAGUUUGAGCGAUUGGCUUUGGAUGGAAAGUUUGGUCAGGCCGAGCUCAUUGAAAUGGGAAACCGCACAGAUACAAUGUCCUAUGGGGUCUUGGCCGAGGUGAACACGUUCCAUGGACAGAGAACCACAGACAUGAAACUAGCUCACCAACAGUUCUUACAGGAACAAAUCACCUUCUACCAGAAGGUCACGGAAAAACUCCAAGAUGCCCUGAGGAACUUUGACAAUUGUUGAAAGAGAGAAAAUCUGCUCGCGAUCUGAAGAGCGAAUGAGAAUCGUGAUUGGCAUUCCAAGGACCUUCAAAGUUAAUGAAUUUAGAAGCCAAUUCGAUUGGCGUUGAUGAAUCACACUAUUAGCGGGAGAGUUAUUUUUUAAUCGAAUACGGUUUUACCAUUAUUGCAAUUAAUUUCUUCCACAUUAUCUAAAAAGUUCUUCAUGUUCAUUAUUCCGUUGUUCUCCCCAGUCUGUGAUUAUGCAUUGCGUUUUAACAAUAGCACCAGUAUCUAUUAUCCA
Tigriopus californicus is the source of this 2414-nucleotide messenger RNA. RefSeq names its product sorting nexin lst-4-like (gene SH3PX1). Gene Ontology annotation, cellular component: plasma membrane; cytoplasmic vesicle. Gene Ontology annotation, biological process: endocytosis; endosomal transport; plasma membrane tubulation. The coding region runs from base 234 to 2135 and encodes 633 amino acids. The transcript has 11 exons. NCBI's taxonomy places the organism in Eukaryota, Metazoa, Arthropoda, Copepoda, Harpacticoida, Harpacticidae. The record is from RefSeq and is a predicted model, not a curated record. Gene Ontology annotation, molecular function: protein binding; phosphatidylinositol binding.